Molecule: messenger RNA, 1689 nt
Organism: Chaetomium globosum CBS 148.51
Lineage: Eukaryota; Fungi; Ascomycota; Sordariomycetes; Sordariales; Chaetomiaceae
Exons: 3
Coding region: 1-1689 (562 amino acids)
Biological process (GO): transmembrane transport
Cellular component (GO): membrane
Molecular function (GO): transmembrane transporter activity
Source: RefSeq, a predicted model, not a curated record
AUGGCCCACGACUCUAAUAGGGGGGAGCCUAAGCCGACGACACAGGACCUGAAGCCUGGCGACUCCGACUCCGCGCGCCCUAGCGCCAGCGAAAUUGAGGACAUUGGUGGCGACGCAAUGGGCGGACAUUCGCGCACGUGGCAGGUGCUGAAGGGGGAGUCCGAAGAAACGGAAAGGAAGACGGCCAGGAGCACGAGCGGCAGUGAUGAUGGAGUCGGAAGCAUAGGCGCGUCGAACGAGGCCGCCAUUGAGAUGAGUACGGGAGUGGCGCACACGACACACGCGCCCUCUGGCUCCGGGUCGCCGAAGGCGGAAGCUGGUCGCACCGGGGCCGGGGCUGGGACAGAGACGGGGGUGGCGGGAGUCGAGUACAAGGUGUAUAAACGGCGAUGGUUUGGAUUGCUACAGCUGACGUUGCUAAAUAUCAUCGUCAGCUGGGAUUGGCUCACCUUCUCUCCCGUUGCUAGCCAUGCAGCGCGGUACUUCAACACUACCGAGACUGUUAUCAACUGGUUGAGCACGGCCUUCCUCUUCUCCUUCGUUUUCAUCACCCCCGUGGUCAUCUACGUGCUACAUCUGGGCCCAAAGAAAUCCAUCGUCACGGCUGCGGCCUUCCUGCUCGUCGGGAACUGGAUCCGCUAUGCUGGUUCGCAUUCCAGCUCAGGAGGGCUCUUUGGGGUGGUUAUGUUCGGCCAGAUCCUCUGCGGCCUUGCGCAACCGUUCGUGCUUGCCGCCCCGACGCGGUAUUCUGACCUCUGGUUCACCAACAGGGGGCGGGUCGCCGCAACGGCCCUGUCGAGUCUCGCAAACCCCUUCGGCGCCGCCCUUGGCCAAUUGGUCGUCCCGUUUUGGGUUACCCAGCCCGGCGACGUCUCCCACAUGGUCCUCUAUGUCUCCAUAAUCUCUACAAUCGGCGCAGUCCCUGCCUUCUUCAUCCCCUCUCAACCCCCUACCCCAGUAGCACCCUCCGCCGAGACUCCCAAACUUUCUAUCGGCGCGUCCGCCAGAAUCCUCUCCAACCAGCUAGAGUUUUGGCUGCUCUUCAUCCCUUUCGCCAUGUAUGUCGGGCUUUUCAACUCGAUAUCCUCCCUCCUCAACCAGAUACUUCUCCCGCACGGCUACAACGAAGAGGAAGCGGGCAUCGCGGGCGCGGUUCUCAUCGUCGUGGGGUUGGUUGCCUCGGCUAUCUCGUCACCUAUCAUCGACCGGACGAAAUCAUACCUGCUUGCGAUCAGACUAGCCGUCCCACUUAUCGGUCUCUGCUAUCUCAUAUUCAUCUGGAUGCCCAAUACGCGCGAUGGCGGUGGCGUUGCCGGCCCAUACGUGGUUAUGGCCAUUUUGGGGGCUUCCUCGUUUUCGAUGUUACCGAUCGUCGUCGAAUACCUCGUCGAGCUGACGCACCCCAUCAGCCCGGAGAUCACGUCGACGCUGGCGUGGAGUGGCGGGCAGCUGCUGGGUGGGAUAAUUAUCAUCGUUUCCGGGGCGCUGAGAGAUGGGGCGGACGGGGAUCCGCCGGGGGAUAUGAGGGAUGCAUUGAUCUUGCAUGCGGUGCUCGGCUUGGUGGUGGUCCCAUUGCCCUUGUGUCUGGGGCUGUUUGGGCGGAAUGAGAAGUUGCUGUUGAGGAGGGUAAAGUCGGAUCAGGAGGCGAGGGACAGCACCAGUACGGGACAUGGCCGUGAGGGAUUGUGA